CCCACACUCCCUCAGCCAUGCCCGCGCCAGACCUCGUCGGCUCGCUGCUCUUCUGCGCCGCGUGCGGCUCGCUGCUCGACCUGCCGUCGGAUUCGGACGUCAUCGUGUGCGCGCCGUGCGGCGCCUCGGCGUCGGCAGCCGUGUACGACGGGCUCGCCAUCGUCACUGCCUCGGCGCCGUCGGCCUUUCCCUCGGCGCUGCGCCAGAAGCGCACGCUCGUGCACUCGGCGCAGUCGGCCAGCGACCCCGCCGCGCGCCCGCAGGAGGCGACGAUCAAGGAAAAGUGCCCCGGCUGCGGGCACGACGAGAUGAACUUCCACACGCUGCAGCUGCGCAGCGCCGACGAGGGCACCACCGUCUUCUACACGUGCCCCAAGUGCGGCUACAAAUUCAGCCAAAACAACUGAGCAGCUCGCCCAUCGCUCCUCGCUCGUCACUCGUCGCUAUCGCUCAUCAUCUUCGGCGGCGCUGGAUCGCCGAGCCGUCGCAAUAUACCCUGUCUCACCACUAGCAGCGCGUCGCGCGAGAGCAUCGGACCGAUAAGCUUCGACAGUCUGGUUGGGUAGGUACACAUCAAGAAAGAGAGAGGGGCUCCGAAAGGUGGAGGCAGGGACAGGUCACGAGGUGGAGUCCGAUAGCGUGCUGCCCGUCACGCUCUUGGCGUAGCGCGCGGCAGCCGACGUGGUCGAUGGAACAAGGGACACCGGGCGCUGCGGCGGCGGCGAAGCGCCCGGAAUGCUGUGGAGGCGCUUGGGUCAGUCGCAGCACAUAGCGCUCUCGGACUGGCUCAUCACGCACUUCUCAAAGCUGCCGAUGUGGCGGAUCGCGCGGUGCGUCGGCGCGCUGGCCGCGACAGACGCGGCGCGCGAGCCCGACUCAUCGAC
Tilletiopsis washingtonensis is the source of this 884-nucleotide messenger RNA. RefSeq names its product putative RPA12-13.7 kd subunit of DNA-directed RNA polymerase I. Gene Ontology annotation, molecular function: nucleic acid binding; zinc ion binding; DNA-directed RNA polymerase activity. Gene Ontology annotation, biological process: termination of RNA polymerase I transcription; DNA-templated transcription. Gene Ontology annotation, cellular component: RNA polymerase I complex. The coding region runs from base 18 to 407 and encodes 129 amino acids. Lineage: Eukaryota; Fungi; Basidiomycota; Exobasidiomycetes; Entylomatales. The record is from RefSeq and is a predicted model, not a curated record. The transcript has 2 exons.